UGCAGUAAUGUAAUGGACUAUUUGUUACAGAAAGUUAUGGAUUUUUGUGUUUUUGAGAAGAACAUUGUAUUGAUUUAUUGUGUAGAAUUAUGAUUUUGUGGUCAAUGUUCUGAUAUGGUUGUGACUUGUGAGGUAUUCUGAAUGGUAAAUGGCCCCAUUGGACCAACUUCAGCAUGGUUGCAUAGCUGCUGUGACAAAAUGUUUGUUUGAGGGGCAAUGAAUACUAGCACUGCUCCCUUUUUUUUUUCUUUCUUUUUCCUUUCUAUAUCAUCACUGAAAUCAAAUCGUUCAAAGUACUGGUACUAGUCCCUUUGGCCUUUUUAACUCAUGUCUUGGUGGCAAAGGAGUGCCUUGUUAAAAUGUCUGCUUUCUUUUUAUUUUUUUAUUUUUUAUUUUCAUUUUUAUUUUUGUAAAAAUAUUGACAACUUGAUUUCCCAGGAUAACUUUAGUAGUGGUUCAUCACUUGUGGUUCUAAUACAGCCAUUUCCACAACAGUUUUCUUGUCAGUUUCAUAAUUUUAGAAGCUAACAAAUUUAUCAACUUUUAGGCUCGUGCUGUUCGACGUGACAAUUCGGCCAAGAAGGAUUUGCCAAUGACAAAUCUGGUCGAUCAGGUGAGAGAAUUAUUGGACACAAUUCAACAAAACUUGUUUGAUGUUGCAAAGGAGAAGAGAGAUGCCUGUGUUAAACAAGUUAGGACGUGGGAAGAGUUUGUUGAAGCAUUGGCACAAAAGAAACUUAUAUUAGCUCCUUGGUGUGAUGAAGAGGAAGUUGAGAAAGAGGUCAAAGUGCGGACAAAAGGAGAAAUAGGGGCCGCGAAGACUUUGUGCUCACCAUUUGAUCAGCCAGCACUGGAACUUGUCAUUUCUUUAGACAACUUUAUGGCUGAUUCUAAGCUCCUGCAUUGUAGUGACUCGUCUGAUCUUAGAACUGAUAAUUUUUUUUUCUACAUUGGUGCUCAUUUAAUUAUAGUGUUCUUUUGCUGUCUUAAUAUAGUGGAAGUGAUUUAUACCAUUUCUCAGGUACCCUUUGCUUCGCUUCUGGAAAGCCAGCUAAGAAGUGGUCGUAUUGGGGCAGAAGUUACUAAAUUAUGAUCAUUGUUAUCUUGGACAUACUGAAGGAUGGAUUGAAGAUUUACAACUUUUUUUUUUCUUUCUUUUUGUUCGGCAUCUCUCCCAGUGUUUCAAAGUCUACUAGACUGUUUAAUCCAAAUUCGAGUUAGGAUAAGUCCCAAGUGUUGCUACAUUUGCAGGGCUUACACUUGCGACGUUCGAUUAGGUUAAAACAAUUGUUACCAACUGAUCCAAGCAUUCUUAGAAACAUGUCUAUCAUCCUUAUCAACACACAUUAACCUGUACAUAUUUGUUGUUUAAAUUCAU
Messenger RNA from Chenopodium quinoa (quinoa), 1378 nucleotides. RefSeq names its product proline--tRNA ligase, cytoplasmic-like. The coding region runs from base 593 to 1093 and encodes 166 amino acids. The record is from RefSeq and is a predicted model, not a curated record. Gene Ontology annotation, cellular component: aminoacyl-tRNA synthetase multienzyme complex; cytoplasm. Gene Ontology annotation, biological process: prolyl-tRNA aminoacylation. Gene Ontology annotation, molecular function: proline-tRNA ligase activity; ATP binding. The transcript has 2 exons. NCBI's taxonomy places the organism in Eukaryota, Viridiplantae, Streptophyta, Magnoliopsida, Caryophyllales, Amaranthaceae.